CAGUUGAGCGCUGGCGGCUGAAAUAGCAACAGUGCCAUCUUCAAAACACACUCAAGGAGUUGCAGUGCAGGAUCAGGAUCAAGAACAGGAGAGAAGCAAGCAAACAUGGCAGUGGAAACGGUGCAGGAGACGCUGCAACAGGCGGCCAGUUCGUCGACAUCGGUUCUGGGACUGAGUCCCAUGUUGACCACCUUGGUUGGCACCCUGGUGGCCAUGGCCCUGUACGAAUACUGGCGCAGGAAUAGCCGGGAAUACCGCAUGGUGGCCAACAUACCAUCGCCGCCGGAGUUGCCGAUUUUGGGACAGGCCCAUGUGGCCGCCGGCUUGAGCAAUGCCGAGAUCCUGGCUGUCGGCUUGGGCUAUCUGAACAAAUACGGCGAGACGAUGAAGGCCUGGCUGGGCAAUGUCCUCCUGGUCUUCCUCACCAAUCCCAGCGACAUCGAGCUCAUCCUGAGCGGACAUCAGCAUUUGACCAAGGCGGAGGAGUACCGCUACUUCAAGCCAUGGUUCGGUGAUGGUUUGCUGAUCAGCAACGGACACCACUGGCGCCACCACCGCAAGAUGAUUGCCCCGACCUUCCAUCAGAGCAUCCUGAAGAGCUUUGUGCCCACGUUCGUCGACCACUCAAAGGCUGUGGUGGACAGGAUGGGCUUGGAGGCUGGCAAGUCCUUCGAUGUGCACGACUACAUGUCUCAGACCACCGUCGACAUUCUGUUGUCCACCGCCAUGGGUGUGAAGAAACUGCCCGAGGGCAACAAGAGUUUCGAAUACGCCCAGGCUGUCGUCGAUAUGUGCGACAUUAUCCACAAGAGGCAGGUGAAGCUGCUGUACCGUCUGGACUCCAUCUACAAGUUCACCAAGCUGCGCGAGAAGGGCGAUCGUAUGAUGAACAUCAUCCUGGGCAUGACCAGCAAGGUGGUUAAGGACCGCAAGGAGAACUUCCAGGAGGAGGCGCGUGCCAUCGUCGAGGAGAUCUCCACCCCGGUCUCCAGUGCCCCGGCCUCCAAAAAGGAGGGUCUCCGCGAUGAUCUUGACGAUAUCGAUGAGAACGAUGUGGGCGCCAAGAGGCGAUUGGCUCUGCUCGAUGCUAUGGUUGAAAUGGCCAAGAAUCCCGACAUCGAGUGGAACGAGAAGGACAUUAUGGAUGAGGUGAACACGAUCAUGUUCGAGGGUCACGACACCACAUCGGCGGGUUCCAGUUUUGCCCUCUGCAUGAUGGGCAUCCACAAGGAUAUCCAGGCCAAGGUAUUUGCCGAACAGAAGGCCAUUUUCGGUGAUAACAUGCUGAGGGACUGCACCUUUGCCGAUACCAUGGAGAUGAAGUAUCUCGAGCGUGUGAUCCUGGAGACGCUCAGGUUGUACCCACCAGUACCGUUGAUUGCCAGGCGUCUGGACUACGAUCUGAAGUUGGCCAGCGGCCCGUAUACGGUGCCCAAGGGAACCACGGUCAUCGUGCUGCAAUACUGCGUGCACCGUCGUCCUGACAUCUACCCCAACCCGACCAAGUUCGAUCCGGACAACUUCCUGCCCGAACGAAUGGCCAACAGGCACUACUACUCCUUCAUUCCGUUCAGUGCCGGACCCAGGAGCUGUGUGGGCAGGAAGUACGCCAUGCUCAAGCUCAAGGUCCUGCUGUCCACCAUCGUGAGGAACUACAUUGUCCACUCGACCGACACUGAGGCGGACUUUAAGCUGCAGGCCGACAUUAUCCUGAAGCUGGAGAACGGCUUCAAUGUCUCGCUGGAGAAGCGACAGUAUGCCACGGUGGCCUAAGAACCCGAAUAUCCCGAACCCAGCCCUGUAUAUAGUUGAUGAACUCCGCUUUAUAUCCCGAUCCGAGAACCACGAUGACGAACCCAUAUAUAUCCGAAACACCGACGAAGAAGAUCCCAGCACAUAAGCCAGCCAGAGAGUCAACCAAUUUUUUUUUUCGUUUCUUAUACUUUUUUCUCGUUACUUCUAUAUAACUAAUACCUUUUUGUUUGUUGGUCUUGAGCGGGUGGUGCCCCUAUAUAAUGUAUAUCUUUUAACCAACUAUUCAACUGUUUGUGCUCUUCACCUUUUUCAAUUAUUUCUAUCUCUAUACGUUUUUUUUUUCCUAGCCAAGUAGUGUGAUUUUUUUCCCUUAUUCUAUUCUAGUAUUUAUUAAGUCACAAGGUUUAAAUGAAACCCAAAAAAUAUAUAAAAAAUACAUGUACGACAUAGCAAGCAGACAAUGGAGCUGCAAAAAAAACUGUAAUUGCA
Messenger RNA from Drosophila ficusphila, 2244 nucleotides. RefSeq names its product cytochrome P450 4g1 (gene Cyp4g1). NCBI's taxonomy places the organism in Eukaryota, Metazoa, Arthropoda, Insecta, Diptera, Drosophilidae. The coding region runs from base 106 to 1773 and encodes 555 amino acids. The transcript has a single exon. Gene Ontology annotation, molecular function: heme binding; monooxygenase activity; iron ion binding. The record is from RefSeq and is a predicted model, not a curated record.